AUGCCGUCUCAAGCCACCAUUGUCGCCAGUCGCCAGUCGCCAGUCGCCACCCAUCUCACUCCAAUGACGGACCCUGCCAACAUCUGGCGGAUCUUCCAAGAUGAAUUCAGGGACAUCCUUGGAGAGGAGCCGUCACUCCAAUUGCUUCUUCAAAUUGACGAGUUCCCCUUUGCGCAUGAGGCCGGUGUCUUCCUCCCCAAGGCGAAUGAGCUCUUUAUCACGAGCAACCAGUUCAAGGACCAUGCCGGCGAGAAGACAGUCCAGAUCUCCAAGAUUUCACUGAGCAGCGAUUCCGACUCGGUCAAGUUGCAAAAGAUCAGUUGCGAACUCAUUCACAUGGCAAACGGGGGCGUCAACUAUCAGGAUGGGAUCCUCAUUUGCGCCCAAGGCUCUGCGACACAUCCAAGUGGUCUCUUCAAGCUGCAGACCACUUACCCCUAUGAGGCAAAGCCUGUCAUCACAAGUUACAUGGGGAGGCCUUUCAAUGCCGUCAAUGAUGUUGUAGUGCAUAGCGACGGAAGUAUCUGGUUUACAGAUCCGUCGUACGGCCAUGACCAGGGCUAUAGACCCAGGCCCAGCCUUCCCAACGCCGUGUAUCGCUAUGAUCCUGUUACUGAGAGUAUCAGGGCUGUAGCUGAUGGACUGGGGAGGCCAAAUGGCAUCUGCUUCUCACCCGACUAUUCGACCGUAUACAUCACUGAUACGGACCAACGACAUGGGCAGCCGUUCCUGACCAACAAGCGCUUGUUCGCUCUCGCCUCCACAGGGAUCCCAGACGGCAUCAAGUGCGACACGAGGGGAAACGUUUACAGUGGGUGUGGCGACGGCAUCAACAUAUGGUCGCCUGGAGGUGUUCUUUUGGGCAAGAUUAUUAUUCCAGGCGGCGUGGCUAACUUCUGCUUCGGAUCUGAGGGACAAAUCCUUGCACUGAAUGAACACAGGCUGUGGCGUGUACAGCUCGAUAAAUGUGUCAGAGGAGCAUUGCUUGAUGGCCAAACAUAG
Fusarium vanettenii 77-13-4 is the source of this 1002-nucleotide messenger RNA. RefSeq lists its product as uncharacterized. The transcript has 3 exons. The record is from RefSeq and is a predicted model, not a curated record. NCBI's taxonomy places the organism in Eukaryota, Fungi, Ascomycota, Sordariomycetes, Hypocreales, Nectriaceae. Bases 1 to 1002 code for a protein of 333 amino acids.